AUGUGGCUUCCGUUGAUUCUGCUCGCCUUGAUGGCGAGUGGUUCCGCGUGUCCAGAUCUAUGCGAGUGCCAUCAAAGUGCCGCCGAACGGGACUUGCCGGCUGUUGUACAUGUGAAGUGUCGUGGCCGCGUACCAGAAUUAUCGGAAUUGUCGGUCAAGACACGAAGUCUCGCGGUGGACGGAGCCGAGGAUUACGAGGUGGUCAGUUUCCUGGAUGAACUGGAAGUGAGCGAUACGACGAACGAUUUCCGGGUGAUCAGUACGUUGAACGAGUUCGAUGUAAACGAUACGUUCGCCGUGUCAGAGAAAAAUUCGACGAAUUUACCGUAUCUCGACGAGUUGUCGAUGACGAACUGUUCGUUGGUGUUUCUAAACGUUUCGUGGCGAGGUCUCGAGCGGGUUAGAUCACUGAACCUGUCAUGCAACAAUCUGGCGCAAUUGAACGGGGUACUGGUUGGCGGUAUGACGAAUAUGAGCGAGCUGACGCGUUUCGACUUAUCCGACAACUCUCUGACAGAUCUGAGUGCCGGAGCUUUUAGGACGCUUACGGGAUUGGUGAGGUUGAGUUUCCGUAGGAACGCGAUAUUCGUCGUGCACGAGGACGCAUUUCAGGGAUUACAGCGGCUGAAAUUUCUCGAUCUGUCGGACAACAGGCUGGCUAAAUUGCCGGACAACGCGUUGACGCCGCUCUACUCGUUGCAAAAGUUGGAUCUGAGUGGCAAUCAACUGCAAGUUCUGGGCACGAGGUGGUUCGAAAAUCUCAACAGAUUGAGGGAGCUCGACGUAUCGAGGAACGGUCUGGCGCGGGCAGCUUCGGGAACUUUGCAACCGCUUCCGGGAUUAUCGGUACUAAAACUCUCGGAGAACCCCCUCAAAGAAAGAGAUGUCUCUCUGCUGCUGGGCACCGGCAGACGUUUGGAAACUGUGGACGCGUCUCGGACCGGUUUGGCGAGAGUUCCGGCCGCAUUAACGAGAUCGGUGCGAGUACUCCGACUAGCUGGCAAUAAAUUGACCACCAUCCGCAGCGGAGACUUGGAUAGUUAUCCACUUUUACGGAUAUUGGACAUCUCGGAGAAUCGACUGAUAGAUAUCGAAGACGAUGCCCUUGGACGUUUAGAAGUUCUCGAGGAAUUAGAUAUAUCCGGCAAUGUUCUCGUCAGGGUUCCUCGAAGUCUGCCGAGUAGCCUGACGAAUCUGAAGCUCCAGCGGAACGCGAUAACGGUUUUAAAGCUAAACGACCUUCAAGGGCUGUACAAUCUGAAAUCGUUGACGUUGAACGAUAAUGAUAUCAGCGAGAUCGAGGUAGGAGCGCUCAGUCAAUUACCUCUUCUCGAAGAACUUGAUCUGUCCGAUAAUCCCAUUAAAACAUUACCGGCAAAUACUCUAAGUGGACCAAGUAAUCUCGCGAAGCUUCGUAUGUCGAGAUUAACCACGCUUCAACGAAAGCAAGAGGAACAAAGUGACAUGGCGUUUCCAGUACCUACUCCUGAAAGACUCGUGUUUCUCGAUGUAUCGAAGAGUCCGGUUCUGGCCAGGCAGCUUUUAGCAGAUGAUGCCACGCUGUCCGCCUGUAAAAGCUUGGUCGAACUGAACUUAUCUGGGACAAAUAUUGCCAAACUCCGUUUCGAUCUGCCUUAUAUGCUGCCGCAGCUACGAAUUUUGGAGCUGAGCGGAAAUAAUUGGGAUUGCACGGAGGACCUUUAUUGGCUUGGGGAAUGGCUGCUGCAACACAAACAACUGAAUAAAGACAUCGAACCAGGCCGAUGCGCCACUCCACAGAAAUGGUCAGGAUCGUUUCUCUACAAAUUACCGUCACCGCCGACUCCUCUUCUCACAGUUGUGCCAAGUACAGAAGCUAACACUUCGGUUACAUCGUCGAUUCCGUUCACGGCGAAGCAUAUGUCUUACGUUAACGAGUUAAAUGUGUCUUCCGACGCCACCGACAUCAAAUCAAUCAACAACUUCAUAAAUAUCAAAAAGCACUAUACAGAUUCAAAUCAUACAGGCGAUAGUUUCUAUAACAUUUCUGAUAAUACGCCAAAUAACGUAACGAAAACAGCGUUCACGUCUUCCAGCGGCUUGCUCACAGUCGUGAAUAACGAUACUCGGUUCUACGAAGCACCGACAUCGUUCAGAAACGUCACGACGAUCGCGAGGGAACCGAAAGGACGAAGUUUCAUCAAGAAAAAUAUCAAAGUCAAUCAAAUAUCGACAGAGACAAAAAAUUUACUUACAGACGUUGGCGGACUGUCGUAUCGGAAGACGAACGGGGAGAAACCGCCAAUUAACGAGAUGGAGGACGGUCUCCAUUCGCGAACUUUUAAUAAUCGCGUGGAUGGCAAGAGGCAAAAGACCAGGAAACCGAACAAACUUACCGUAUCGUCGAGCAAGAUCGGUUCCUUUAUGCUAUCGGGACUCGCAUCACAGAAGGACGAGGAAGUAGACGGGGAUGAGAAGACUGAACAAUCACACAGACCAAAGAAACUGAACAAUCUGACGAAAGAGAAGUUGGUGCUCGGGAACGCUCUUGAUACGAACACGAUAGCGGAGGAAUUGAAUAGCCGAGCAACUAAUUCCGACGCUAGAAUAUCCGAGGCUUUAUCCGCCGGCGCUCAUCCCGGUAUGUUGGUGCUGGCUGGUGCAGUCCUUGGUGCCGCAGCUGCGCUAACUGUAGUGUUGUCGCGACGAGCCACGCUACGCCGCAGGGACAGCAGGUAUCAUCGUCACGAGAAUAUCGAAGUUCAUACCCUCACCCCGACCACUGAACUCUGGUGACCAGAGUCUGAAUGCGACCGUUUAUUCGAGAGAGAAAGACGGCUGAAC
This is a messenger RNA of Dufourea novaeangliae, 2823 nucleotides long. Its product is annotated as slit homolog 3 protein. The record is from RefSeq and is a predicted model, not a curated record. The transcript has a single exon. Gene Ontology annotation, molecular function: protein binding. Gene Ontology annotation, cellular component: plasma membrane. NCBI's taxonomy places the organism in Eukaryota, Metazoa, Arthropoda, Insecta, Hymenoptera, Halictidae. Bases 1 to 2775 code for a protein of 924 amino acids.